CGUUAACUGGUCGCCAUAUUUCGGAUUACGAAGAAAAUUUGGACAACCAAAACAAACUCUAAGUUCGGAUACAAGGAUUGUGCCAAAAUUUAAACAGGAUGGGAAGACCAAGACGAAAGCUUAAGCUGACCAAAAAGGCUCAGGAGAGUGGUGAAGAGGGCCUCCUGAAGAUAAAAAUGCAGCCACAUAGAAAACGUGGCAUAAGAAUGAAGCUGAAGAAGGUUCCUAAGCAAGAACCCGACGAUGAAGACAUUGAUGAGGGGACUUCUUCUCCAGCUGAGGAUGAUCAAGAUGAGGAAGUUGUACCAAGAUCGUCGUACCGAAGCCCCAUGACUCCAGGGAAGCCACGUAAAGCGUACGUCACAUACAGUCAUGAAGACUUGCUCAAUGCAGUGAGAUGCAUCAAAGAAGAGGGCAUGUCUGUCUACAAAGCUGCAGAGCUGUAUGGAGUUCCAAAAUCCACAUUGCAUGACAAGGCAUGUGGGAAGUCCAACAUGCUGUUUCAGCGGAAGGGUCCAUCACCACUGCUGUCAUAUGAUGACGAAAAGAAACUAGUAGACUACCUCCUCCAGAUGUCAAACCUUGGCUACAUGUUCAGCAUUCAGGAACUUAGAAAUCUCGCUUCAGAGUUGGCCGUAGAGAAGGGCAAACUCUGUGAAGGGAUGCUGCUAUCACCUCGCUGGCAUAAGAGCUUCAGGACGAGAUGGCCGAUUCUGAAUGAGAAGGUGUUCGGGGAUUUUAGGACCUGUGAAAGAAAACAUAGAGAUGAACCAAGACGGAAGACUCUGGAGACGUUUGAGUUUGAAGAAGAUGGAGAACAGAUUCAGAUAUCAACAAUGGCCGAUGAGAUGGACAUUUGCCUCUCCAACUACUUUACAGAGCUCAGAGUCAUUCUUGAAAAGUAUGACUUGAUGGAUAGACCUGGGAGGAUCUACUGCAUUGAUGAGGUUGCCAUUCAGUAUGAGUCCGGUCACCCAAAAGCCAGACAGAUCAAAUCCUUGAAGACGUCAUUUCCCUCAAGAUCUGAAACCACGGUUGUUAGUCUGAUAGGCUGUGGAAACGCCCUUGGCAAUUCACUGCCACCUUUUCUAAUCUACCCAGGGUUUAAGUUGGACAGUGAUUUAAUGAAGGGUAAAUACCCAGGGGUACAAGGUGUCUGUACAGAAAAUGGCCUAACUGACUACUCAACAAUGAAACACUAUCUGGAAAAACACUUCAUAGAGCAUGCCAUGCUAGGCAUGAGGAGCAGAACGCCCCCAGUACUUGUUCUGUAUGAUGGCUCCAAGUCAAAGGUAAGUCCAGACACGAUCUCAUGGGCUAAAAGUCACAACAUCAUCCUGUUUGUGCUGCCUCCAAACUCAGUCAACUUGAAACACCCACUUGAGAAAGGCUGCUUCAGACAGUUCAAAGAUCACUUCAUCCGAGAGACAAGAAUAUUCCGAGAGAUGUACAACGUUGACUUCAUCUCAAGGAAGGCAAUAUGCAAGAUUGUUUCAGAGGCUUAUCCAGUGGCAAUGUCCUGUAAGAACUUGGUGGAAAUGUUUGGUGACAUUGGGAUUUUCCCGUACAAGCCCUCCAUUGUUCUGUGUGAUGAGUUGAGAACGGAGAGAUUCGACAGAAAGACACGAUACCACUCCAUCAAGAAACGACCUCCUGGCAUGAAGGAUAAAGGUGUUCAGAUUUGGAUCAAGGAUGAUAGCCAGCUGAAGCUGAUUAAGUCCGGCCGACGGCGGAUCAUUGUGCAGGAAGACCCUAAUGUGGAUGAUGUGGAUUCAACGGCCACCUUCCUACGCGACAAGAAGAUACAGAAGAUGUUGGAGGGAAAUGCCGGGCUGCGUGCCAAACAUGGGGGGGAGUCUGACUACUCUGACACCGAUGACUUCGAUGAUGAAGAAGAACAAAUGGUAGAGAUGGAGAUGGAGGAUCACAAUAUGAAUGGUGUUGGAGUAAGACGGACGUUUGCACAGCCUGCACAGAGCACUGAUGGUACAGAGUACGUCACCGAGUCCAUGGUUACAGAGGAAAAUACAUUUAAGAUGGACAACUCUCAUGCCUAUGCUUUACCAGGAAAUUCCGUGGCAGAGAGCAACAACAGUGGGACACAGACCCCGGGGCAAGGUGAAACAGAGCCUGACCCUAUGGAACAGACGCGCGUUGCCGUGCAAGCACUACAGGAUAUCGCUAACGACUACCAGUACGUCACGGCCUCCAGUCUCCCGAUGAACACCACCGUUCAAAACGUAACGCUCAACUCUGGGCGCAUGAUUCAGGUGGUUGUUCAAGCCCCUGCGGAUCAGGUGAUCGAGUCGGAACAAAUCAUAGAAUCCGUCGAGCAGAUCGAGAUUGAUAAUAGUGUUGAUUCGAUCAUACCAAUGUCGGUGGCCACAGAAAUUGUGGAAAGUGGUGAGACUAUUGUUCAGAACAGCUGAUAAAGAUCAAAUAUAUGUACAUGUGUAAAGUGUGAAACAAUAUGAAUGUCCGUAGUUUGUGUAAAUAAUGUACCGUGUGUAUAUGAAGUGAGUAUGUUCUUCGUUUCAAUAAUGAGAUUUUUUCUAGUUGAAUAAAUGAAAAACAGUGCAUUGUAAUGAAUGGCAGCUCUUCCAAUAGUUCAAUUCAAUCAGUUCACUUAAAUUAUUAUUAAACAAAAUGGUAAACUUUUUAUUGAAGAUGAUAAUAUGAAUUUAACCGGUUUCAGUUCUGCGAACAGUUAUACAUGUAUAUGCCAGAACAAGUGUUUCCUGGUGGUAUGGUUUUCUCUCAAUAAAAUAUAUUAUGAAAACAUUUGAUGUUUUCCGCCCCUUAUUGUUAUUGAGAGGGGUUUUAAGUGGAAUCAAUUGACCAGGAAACUGUACAAUUAAACCUUUAUUGUUCUUCAUUGAGAAAAAAUUUCUUUACAGGAUAGUUUCUGUAUCUCUUCUGGGAUUAUUUGAAAGUUCAUGAUCUAAAUACUUUCCUGUGUUAGUUAAUAAUAAAUAAAUUUUAAUGUUUGUACAUAACAAGUUUCAUGUUGAUAAAUUACAUGUUAAGAACUCGUUUAAAAUUUUAAUCAUGUGCUUUUUCAGGUUCUCCUUAGGUUGCUAAUUAAUUAUGUAAUCUUAUAUACAACUUCUCACUUGUACAAUGUAAAUAAACCCAAAAGUUCCUGUUUUCAUGUAGUCAUUAGGUUGAUUGUUCAGAACUUUAUUAAAGUUAACGACGUAAUUAAUGACAACGUUGUUAACAUUCAAAUCGUUACUGCCCUGGAAGUUUAAUGGAUACACCUGGGUUUGCAGUGUUCUUAACAAUGUUUGAGAUGACUGUUUUAGAUGAACUUGUUUUAUUUGAAUAUAUUCACACAUCAUGAAAAAGUUUGAGUUUAAACUUUAACAACGAUGUCGAUAUCACGUUGUUAACUUAAACUAAGUUCUAAACAAUCAGCCCAUUGUUAACUUUUAAUGUGAAUUAUUUGACAAUGUGCUCAAAUGCUUAAAUAUAAACAAGUGCGUGCUGUAACAGUUGUGUCUGAUCUAAUAUAGAGAACACAAGUGUAUCCAUUUAACUUCCAAAGCAGGAUUGUUAGCAACGACAACUUUAAUAAUGUUGUUUACUUUAUAACAUAGUUCUGAACAAUCGUCCCUCUUUCAGUCAAUGAUCAUUAUCAUGCAUCAUAGUUAGUGAUAUCUGGUAAAAUGUAAUUAGCAAACAAUGUUACAUAGGGCUGAUAGCUCAGAAAUUUGUUAAAGUUAACAACAUGAAUACUGAGAUCGUUGUUAACUUUUAAAUGUGAAAUAUUUGAGGAUGUUCUGAUAUUUAAAUAAAGUACAGCUAUAACAGUUGUCUCAAAUCUAUUUGCAAUACUGCAUACCACAAAUGUAUCCAUUCUCCUUCCAGAGCAGUCAAGAUUUAAAAGUUAACAACUAUGGCGUUAACAACGUUGUUAACUUAAACACAGUUCUGAACAAUCAGCCCAAUGAGUAAGGAAGAUUGCAACUAGUAAUUGUUCAAGUUAACAGUUGUGAAGGCUUACAACUUAUAUGUAUUGUAUCUUGAUGUUUGUGUUCAUCAAAUAAACAAAGCAAAUUA
This is a messenger RNA of Mya arenaria, 4062 nucleotides long. RefSeq lists its product as uncharacterized. The record is from RefSeq and is a predicted model, not a curated record. NCBI's taxonomy places the organism in Eukaryota, Metazoa, Mollusca, Bivalvia, Myida, Myidae. The transcript is spliced from 9 exons. Gene Ontology annotation, molecular function: DNA binding. The coding region runs from base 99 to 2429 and encodes 776 amino acids.